AUGUGGCUGGAGGUGGGGGGCCUCCUGCGGGGGACCUGUGGACAGCUGGGUCGGACUGUUGGUCUGCCUUAUGGGGCCCCGAGGCCUGGGCCCCACUGGUGAGGGCCAUGUGGGGGUUCUUGGGCCCAAAAGCUUCAUCAGGAUGGGCCUGGCAGAGGUGUGGGUGAGGAAGACAUCCGCCGGGCACAGGAGGCCCGGAUCAGGAAGACACCCCGGCCCCAGCCGAGUGACCGCUCUCAAGAACGCAAGGUGCCCACCUCCCGCAUCAGCCGCUUGGCCAACUUUGGGGGACUGGCUGUGGGCUUGGGACUGGGAGCGCUGGCUGAGGUGGCUAAGAAGUCCCUGCCAGGAGAACAUCGACAAUCAGAAGGCAGCUCCCGGCCAGGCUCCAGCCCUUUGCUGUCGGAGGCCAACGCCGAGCGGAUUGUGCAGACCUUGUGUACAGUUCGAGGGGCCGCCCUCAAGGUUGGCCAAAUGCUCAGCAUCCAGGACAACAGCUUCAUCAGCCCCCAGCUGCAGCGCAUCUUCGAGCGGGUCUGCCAGAGCGCCGACUUCAUGCCCCGCUGGCAGAUGCUGAGAGUUCUCGAGGAGGAGCUCAGCAUGGACUGGCAGACCAAGGUGGCCUUUUUGGAGGAGGUGCCCUUUGCUGCUGCGUCAAUUGGGCAGGUGCACCAGGGCCUGCUGAGGGACGGGACAGAGGUUGCCAUGAAGAUCCAGUACCCAGGCGUUGCCCAGAGCAUUCAGAGCGACGUGCAGAACCUGCUGGCGGUGAUCAAGAUGAGCGUGGCCCUGCAGACCUUGCAGCAGGAGCUGGCUUGGGAGUGUGACUACCGUCGGGAAGCGGCUUGUGCCCAGAACUUCAGGCAGCUGUUGGCAGAUGACCCCUUCUUCCGGGUGCCAGCUGUGCACGACGCGGGUGCUGGGCAUGGAGCUGGCCGGAGGGGUGCCCCUGGACCAGUGCCAGGGCCUGAGCCAGGACAUCCGGAACCAGAUUUGCUUCCAGCUCCUGAGGCUGUGUCUAUGGGAGCUGUUUGAGUUCUGAUUCAUGCAGACGGACCCCAACUGGGCCAACUUCC
Messenger RNA from Equus quagga, 1076 nucleotides. Its product is annotated as atypical kinase COQ8B, mitochondrial-like. Gene Ontology annotation, molecular function: kinase activity. The transcript has a single exon. Gene Ontology annotation, cellular component: extrinsic component of mitochondrial inner membrane. The record is from RefSeq and is a predicted model, not a curated record. Lineage: Eukaryota; Metazoa; Chordata; Mammalia; Perissodactyla; Equidae. Gene Ontology annotation, biological process: ubiquinone biosynthetic process.